Rodentolepis nana is the source of this 2544-nucleotide messenger RNA. The record is from the annotation of a GenBank genome assembly. Lineage: Eukaryota; Metazoa; Platyhelminthes; Cestoda; Cyclophyllidea; Hymenolepididae.
AUGGCUGCUAUAUUCACCAAAGUAGCUCAAGUUGGGUUGAAAACAGGUGGAAAAGUUGCAACCAAAGCCAUUGCUAAAGGUGGCGCCAAGAAGGUGGGAAAAGUGGCUGGAAAGAAAGGCGCUAAGACUCUUGGUAAACAGGCGGGCACUAAGAAACUUCUCAAGUCUGGAGCCAAAAAGACAUUAAAGAAUCAAGAUACCGAUGGUGGUGGCGGUAGAAACCGAUCUACUUCUCCUGGAAUGCAAAGAAAACAAGUGAGAAUUAAAUCACCAAGUCCGACCAAGAUGAAACGAUCAAAAUCUGAAGGUAAGAAGUCUGAGAGGUCGAAAAGUAAAAACAGAAGUAAAAGUGCUGGAGGGGUUAGCGAUGAAAGAUCAGGCAAACACAAGAAGGCCAAAGGCAGAAGGAAAGAUGAUUCUGACGAGAGUAAUGAUAGUGAAGAAGAGGAUGCCGAAAUGGAGGAAGCUGACAAGCGAAAGACUAAGAAAGGAAAGCUCUUUGAUCCUGAUACAGAAGAGGAAGAAGAGUCACCCACGAAAGUGAAGAAAAAAUCCAAGAAAUCUUCCCAUCUUAAAGAAGAGGCGAGCGAUAGUGAGGAUGAUGGUAAUGAGGCAAAAGAUAAAAAGGGAACGAAGGAUAAAGUUAAGAAAUCUGGAGGAAAAGAUCCGCACAAAUCUAAAGAUAAAAAGACGGAAAAAUCUAAGAAAACGAGAAAGAACGAUUCAGAAAGUGAAGAUGAGCGACAUAAAAAGAGUGAAAAGAAGAAAGGAUCAAGGAAAAUGGAAACAGAUUCUCUUAAAAGUGAAGAAUCGGAGUAUGGUAGUAUGGAAAAAAUAAAAGAUGAGAAAACUCGCAAAAUGAAGUCCAAAGAGAGCGAUGAAACCUAUUCGGAUGACACCCGGAGGAAAACGAAGAUUGGUAAAGACAAAACGGAGGGAGAUAGCGACUUAGAUGAUAGAAAUAGGAAAAAUAAACGUGAUGAUAGUCAUCAACGAAAAUUUGAAAGUAUCAAACGAGGAGAUAAUGUGCUCACAGUCAAAGAAGGUAGUCAUAAAAAAAGAGGAUAUCACGACAAUUCAGAUGAAGCAAGCGAUACCGUUGACUCGAAUAGGUCAAACAAGGAGGAAAGAAAGAGAAGUAAAAAAAAUGACGAUGGCAAAAAGGAUAGAAAGAGUAGAAAGGAUAAAGAGAAUGAAAAAGGAAAAGACGAUAAGAGAGACAAAAAGCGUGACAAGGAUCGGCGUAAAAAAGAUGACGAUUCUGACGAGGAACAUCACAAGGGUCAAAAGAAGGAAAAGAAGGAAAAGAAGGAGAAGAAGGAAAAAAAGGAGAAGAAGGAUAAGAAAGAGAAGGAGAAAAAGGAGAAAAAAGAGAAAAAGAAGAAAUCAAAGAAACAUGAUGAAGACAUUACUACAGAUUCGGACUCGAAACGGAGUUCGAGUAAAGGAAGAGGAUCUUCAUUUUCAAAAAAAGGAGACAAAAAGAAAGAUUCAAUUACACUUUCAGAUUGCGAAGAUGGUGAAAUUUGCUUUAAAAUACGUAAUUGCCGUCCCAAUAUUGAAAUUUCCAAAGAUACUGGCAAGUGUAGCUGCUGUUUUUCAAAUGGGCAAAUGUCGAAGUCGGAGCUUUGUAGAUUAAUAAAUGAAUUUUCAAAUGACUCCGGCGAUGUGAAUGUUGAGAAAUUGGCACAAUCCCUAGUUAAACGCACCAACAUAGCUUCGCAACCUGCUCCGAGAAUCACUGUUACACCACCAGUAAUGUAUCCUUCGCCACAGCUUACUGAUGAAGAGAUAAAGACAGAGAUAAAAUGCGCCAAACUCCGAGAGAAAGCUCAGAAAGCUAAACUUAAGAAAGAAGCGAAGAUGAUGUCAGCAAAGAUGGGUCUCAUGCAGAAAUUGAGAAAUUCAGAUGCGGGUUCGGAUGUGCUUACCCCGAGUGGUUCUCCAGAAUAUGUGUGCCAAAAAAUUGAAGACAAUCCGACAGUUGUACCACAUCUUAUUGCAAGACAACAAUGUCCCACUGUAGAAGCUAAUAUUAUGGGGCAGACUUCUCAACCGUGCAUAAGCGAAUUUGAACAAGAAAAGAAGGUUGAUGAAAAUGAUGAAUGGUUGAAAGCUUUUGAAAUGGUUGUGAAAUAUGACAAUGCAAAAGAUAUUCGAGCGACUCAAUUGAAACAAGAGGAGAUGAAGUUAGAAUGCAAGUAUCUUAAGCAGGGCCAAGCAAAGCACUUUAAACGCAGCAAAACUUUCGACAGCAGUCGAAAGGGCUGGAUGAGUGGAUGUGGAACAUGUAUCGAUGUGGGUAAAAACCCCAAUCGAUCUAAAUUGGACCAUCUCUAUGACUUGAUUUAUGCCUUGAGAGGAGCUCCUAAAAUGUGUCCUUCUAAGAAUAGUAAUCAAGUUUCAAAUGAUCCAACGGCGGCUCCACAAGUGAUUCCUGUAUAUGUACCGUGGGAGUUGCCUCAAUGUGAUCCUUAUGGAGCUUAUUACCCCGCGGAUGGAUGCGGAUAUGAAAAUCAGGGAUAUUAUCAACAAAGUCAAUGA